UUGAGAUUCCUGACCAAUUAUGUGCCAAUUUUUUUCUUACACUGAGCAAGGAAGAGUUAUCCGGAAGUCUCUGAAAUUCCGCAUCAACACAUCAUGGACAAAAGUUUGUAAACCAUGUCCAGAGAAAAAGGGCAAGAUCUUAAACCAAUGGAGCGUCCCCAGCUAAGUGAAAUAAAUGACAUUCUCCUGGCAAAAACCACCUGUGAUGAAUGGAACCGGAUCCAGAACUUCCAAGCAAAACCAGAUGACCUUCUCAUUUGCACCUACCCCAAAGCAGGUACAACCUGGAUCCAAGAGAUAGUGGACAUGAUCCAACAGGAAGGUGAUCUGGUGAAAUGUCAGCGCGCGCCCCUGAAUCGCCGACAUCCAUUUAUUGAGUGGGCAAGGCCACCCCAGCCAUCAGGGAUUGACCAAGCAGAAGCAAUGCCCUCUCCACGGAUUCUGAAAACCCAUCUGCCUGUGCAGUUGCUCCCUCGGUCCUUUUGGGAGCAAAACUGCAAAUUUCUUUAUGUGGCAAGGAAUGCCAAGGACUGCAUGGUGUCCUAUUUCCACUUCCAAAGGAUGAGCAAGUUGGUUCCUGACCCAGGAACAUGGGAUGAAUAUUUUGAGGCAUUUAUGGCAGGAAAAGUGGGCUGGGGCCCAUGGUACGAUCAUGUGAAAGGCUGGUGGAAGGCAAAGGACACCCACCGUGUGCUCUACCUCUUCUAUGAAAAUAUCAAAAAGAACCCAAAAUAUGAAAUCCAGAAAGUGAUGCAAUUUGUUGGGAAGCAACUAGAUGUAGCAACGCUGGAUAAAAUUGUCCACCAUACCUCAUUUGAAGUCAUGAAGGACAACCCCAUGGCCAACCGGGCUGGAGUGCCCAUUACAGUCAUGGACCAGUCCAUUUCUCCAUUCAUGAGGAAAGGGACAGUUGGUGAUUGGAAGAACCAUUUCACAGUUGCUCAGAAUGAGAGAUUCAAUGAAGACUACAAAAAGAAGAUGGCAGGCACAACCCUGACUUUCUCAAUGGAACUCUGAGGUCCAAAGUGCCAGUGCUGGGAAUCCCAAAAACAUUGCCUGUAAAACAGAGUGCAGCUCAGCUCUGUCCUCAGUAGUCUAAUUUUUUUUUCUAGCAGGUCUGUAGACCCUUAUGAUUUCAAAUAAAAAAGCCUUUUAAAAAAUCUCAUGUAGCCCCCUUUG
This is a messenger RNA of Anolis sagrei ordinatus, 1179 nucleotides long. The record is from RefSeq and is a predicted model, not a curated record. Lineage: Eukaryota; Metazoa; Chordata; Lepidosauria; Squamata; Anolidae.